AUGAGCUGCAACCCCUCCAUCGGCGGCUUGGGCAAAGGAACGCUCGCGCGCGAGGUCGACGCGCUCGAUGGUUUGAUGGCGCGCGCCGCGGAUGGGGGAGGCAUUCAGUUUCGGAUGUUGAAUUCGAGCAAAGGCCCGGCGGUUCGAGGGGCGCGGGCGCAGAUGGAUCGCGAGUUGUACAAGGGAGAGAUACAACGGUUGGUGAGCGCCGUCGGCGGCUUGGACGUCGUCGACGCGGCGGUGGUGGACUUAGACAUUGACCACGCGAGCGAUGGAUCGCGAGGAGUGAUGCGAGGGGUAGUUUUAGACAAUGGGCGCACGUUGCGCGCGAAAUCAGUGGUGAUCACGACUGGGACGUUUUUGAACGGCGUGUUGCACAUCGGCUCCAAGCGCGUCGUCGCGGGAAGACUCGCAAACGAUACCACGCAACAGGCAGAUUUAAAAGCGGGCGAGGCGGCGCACAGCUUGGCGCGAACACUUUAUGGUAUAGGUUUUAAGAUGGGACGCAUGAAGACCGGGACACCGCCGAGAUUGGAUGGGAAGACGAUUGAUUGGUCCGCGUGCGCGCCUCAACCAGGGGACGCAGUCCCGGUCCCUUUUGCGUUCACCUCGUCGAGUCGACCGGUGCACGCGGAGGCGUGGAAACCACCCGCUCGGCAAAUAAUGUGCCAUAGCACGUAUACAACGUCGGAGACUGAAAAGUACAUCGCGGCAGCGCCUAAGUCAAAGUACGAGCUCGACGACGUCGAAUCGCCGACGACGCCGAGAUAUUGUCCAUCCAUCGAGUCUAAAGUGAGAAGAUUUCCAGGGCGCACCCAUCGAAUUUGGCUCGAACCGGAAGGUUUAAACACCGAUGUCGUUUAUCCGAAUGGAAUCACGAAUAAUCUAGAACCCGAAUUGCAGAAAGAAAUGGUUCGCACCAUUCCCGGUUUGGAAAACGCCGUGAUACUCAGCCCCGGAUACGGCGUCGAGUACGAUUACGUGGAUCCGCGAGAAUUGCGAAUAACGUUGGAGACGAAGCGCAUACAGGGUUUGUUCUUAGCGGGACAGAUCAACGGCACGACUGGAUACGAAGAAGCCGCGGCGCAGGGCGUCAUCGCUGGAGCCAAUGCGGCGAGCGUCGACGGCGAAGAAUUUGUCGUACCGCGAUACUCUAGCUACCUCGGCGUUCUCGUGGAUGAUUUGACGAGCAGAGGCACGAGCGAGCCAUACCGCAUGUUCAGCUCGCGCGUGGAGUAUCGGUUGAGCAUUCGUUCCGACAACGCGGAUCUGCGUCUCACAGAACUCGGCGAACGGUACGGCGUCGUCUCCGCGGAGCGCGCUCGCGCGGCGGCCAGACGACGCACGUUGGUCGAACAAGCCGGUGGUGCACUCGACGCGAUCACGCUCAUACCAUCUCGAUGGCAAGCGUACGCGCCGGACCUACCGAUCGCCAAGCACGGUCGACAUCUCAGCGCGUCCAAUAUGUUGGCGCAAGGUUGGGACGUCGACAAAAUUCUCCGCGUCGUCGCGGACGUCCUCGGUCCUUUGGAUCCGCACGUGCGAGCGCUGCGUUCUGUAAACGAAGAAGAUCGAAGCGCGUUCGAGUGCGCGGCGAUCGAGGCGUAUUACAAACCGUACAUCGAGCGCCAGGCGCAGGAUAUCGACGACAUGCGCCGCGAGGAAGAGCUCGCGAUUCCGGAAACCUUUGAUUACUCCGCCAUCGACAAUUUAUCUCUCGAAGAUCGAGAAAAGCUCGAGGCGGUGCGCCCGACGACGUUCGCGCGCGCGAGUCGAAUCUCCGGCGUCACCCCCGCGGCGCUACUCUCGCUCCUCCGAGUCGUG
Molecule: messenger RNA, 1824 nt
Organism: Ostreococcus lucimarinus CCE9901
Lineage: Eukaryota; Viridiplantae; Chlorophyta; Mamiellophyceae; Mamiellales; Bathycoccaceae
Exons: 1
Biological process (GO): tRNA methylation; tRNA wobble uridine modification
Cellular component (GO): cytosol
Molecular function (GO): flavin adenine dinucleotide binding
Source: RefSeq, a predicted model, not a curated record